Symbiodinium sp. CCMP2592 is the source of this 1419-nucleotide messenger RNA. NCBI's taxonomy places the organism in Eukaryota, Dinophyceae, Suessiales, Symbiodiniaceae. The record is from the annotation of a GenBank genome assembly.
AUGCAUGGAGGCAUCGCCCCGUGCAUCUUGUGCAGGAGGCUUCGCCCCUGCAUGCACUGCAUGGGCAUAGCAGCACGCAUGACACAGCAGACAGACACACACGAAGCCAGACGCACUGCAGACAGACACAUGUGCAAGCCCAUGGCAUAUAUAGAACAUGCAGGCAAGUUCCUGAAACCUCAGCAGCGGCACAGCUGCUUCGUUGCGGUCGCCAUGGACAAGCUCCCGGCGAAGUCCGCGGCGAAGGGAAAAGGAAAAGGAAAGGACCCUGAAGAGAAGGGAAAGGGAAAAGGAGAAGGAAAGGACCCUGAAGAGAAGGGAAAGGGAAAAGGAGAAGGAAAGGACCCUGAAGAGAAGGGAAAGGGAAAAGGAGAAGGAAAGGACCCGGAAGAGAAGGGAAAAGGAAAAGGAGAAGGGAAGGACCUCCAAGAGAAGGGAAAGGGAAAGGAAAAAGGAGAAGGGAAGGACUCCGAAGAGAAGGGUCCGGGAAAAGGAAAAGGGAAGCGCCCAGAAGAGAAGGGUCUUGGAAAAAGCAAAAAAGGAGGGAAGGACCUCGAAGAGAAGGGAAAGGAAACAGGAAAAGGGAAGUGCCCCGAAGACAAAGGAAAAGGAAAGCACGUCAAAGAAGAGGAUCCCUCAGAGAAGGGAAAAGGAAAAGGGGAGGGCCUCCAAGAGGAGGUGAAAGAAGAAGGGAAAGGAAAGGGAAAGGAAAAGGAGGAGGAGGAGGAGGGGCCCAUCGUAGACGAAGUCUACGAUGGGCCCUACGAGGUCCAGGCGGGGACCCUGACGGCCGCUGAGCGAAGCGAGAUCUUUCAGGCCACGGGCAUGAGGGUCUCGCUUCGCUUGAGGAACUCCUGGCAGGGGCGAGCCAUGGUCCUGACCGGCCCCAGAGACGGUCACUUGCCGGAGGCUUUGUCCAUGGCUUGGCGGUACAUAGAAGCGUCAGCCAAGGCAAAGCCCCCGGCAAAGGCCUCGCCAGCGGCCGCUUCCACUCCAGCUCCAGGAGCGAAGCCGGCGAGGCCUCGCCCGCCGCCAGCAGCCAGGCCACCCACCUCACCCUGGCCCCAAGCCUUCCCGCAGGCAUGGCAAGCCCCGCCCCCGCCGUUCCAGCCCUCCUUCCCAGCCCAACCUGCCUUUUUGGACCAGCAACCUGGCUUUUUGGGGCAAGGCUUCCUCGCGCCACCGCCUUUAGUGCCAGGGCUGCCUGAUCCCUGGCUGCAGGCCGCUCAACGUGCGGAAGCUGCAGCGGCCAGGUCGGAAAACGCGGCCAGACAAGCAGAAGCAGCAUUGCAGGCAAUGCACAAGCUGCAGCUGCGGCCGCCGCCGCCAAAGGCCCGGAGCAGCUCCUCCGACGAGGCCGGGCCUAACACACAUGCAAGUUGUAAUCACACAUGGCUUCGCCUGUGUGAUUACAAGUAA